GUGCCCGCGGAGCGGCGGGCGGGAGGGGCGGGCCGGGCACCGGCGCCGGGGCCGCGUCGGAGCCGAGUCGCGCUCCCGCGGGGCUCGGGAGUGAGCGGGCGGCGGGCGGCGGCGCGAGGGGAGCGGGCGGGGGGCUCGGCGGCGGCGGCGGACCCAACAUGGCGGAUCCCGGCGGAGGGGCUGCGUGCCGCCUACCCUCUCCCAUGCCGGGGCGCGGGGUGGCGGAGGGAGCUCGGUGCCGCCGAUGGGUCCCGGCCCCGCGGGGAGGGCCGGGGUCCCUCGGGGCGAACGGGCCGCCCGGCCCGCCAGCCCCGCUCCUGUCACAGCCGCCCGCAGCGCUGCGGGCUGCUCUGCUGGCCGCGGUCCUGCCGGUAAAUGACAGCCGGAAAGGAGCGCGGGGCCGCCGGGCAGGCCUGGCUGCCGAGCAGGGGAGCUGGGGAAGCAGAAGUGCUCGCGGCAUGGCCGAGGCGUCUCUCCUCCUCUGCUUCGCAGAGGCCAUGUUGUGCGUCUGUAACCGCGGCCAUCCAUCCGGGUUCCCUCCCGAGCCGUAACACCUCUCUUCCCUCACCUGAGCCGCUCCCGGGGUGGCCCCGCGUCACCUCGGCUGUCCCUCUCAGCGUGGCUGAUGGCAGCGCGGUGACAGCACGAGGCAGGAGGGUAUGGCACAAGUCAUGCGGUGUUGCACAAGUGGCUCUUUCCGGUGCAGGAGCAGAAAUGACGGGGCAUGUUGCCUCAGUGCCGGGAGGAAAGGGGAAUCCUUUGCUCCCGGUCAGCUGUCUGUGGCCAGGGAUGUUCCUCCUCCCGAGAAGCAGAGAAGACAGCAGAAAAAAGCUUGUCUCAAGGAUGCACCGUUUCUCCUCCCCUUGGUCAGUCAGCACAGCUGCAGGUUAGGUGCUGCAGGUCCUUCUGGAAGGCUCCUGCCUGGGGCUCAGCCUCCUCGAUGCGGCUACCUCUGCUGGUCCUGGUGGCCCAGCUGGCUGCUGCUAGCUGUGCUGGUGGCUUUUGGGAAGCAUAGAGCAGAGGGUCGAGUUGUGGCCCAGUGUGAAGCGUGAGUGUCAGGGUGUCCCACACUGCUGAUCACAGCAAGCUGCCAGCCUGGUGUGGGAGGGAGGGGGUGACGUGUGGGUAAGGGGACUGCAGCUGUGGGACACCUGAGAUGGGUGAAGGAAAGCACUGCGGCUGUUAGUAGGCAGCACCGCAGAUGUCAGAGACCCAUUCAGAGCCCAAGGAGGUGCAUGUCUUUGCCAAGGAACCUGGUUAUGGCAAAGAGGAAAGUGAGUGAGCUAAAACCUUCUUCCCAGCCCUUCUGAAUCCUGCACAGCUCAUGCAUGCCAGCAGAUGGGAGAAGCACUGAGUUUCAUAGCUCUGCAGCAGUCUCCAGUGACUGGUUGUGUAUUCCCAGUUGAAAAUAGCCGCCUUGCACCAAAACACAGCAUCUCACGGAAUAGGUUAGCUGGGUCUGCCUCCUCUCCCAGGCAGCAGUGCGGCUUGCUCUCUGCGCUGCAUGGUGGUGGGUUGGGGGAUGCUGCUCAGCUUCAACCCCCACCCCAGCUGUUGGGUUUUUGGCUCUGAAGCCCUGGCACUUGCUGCCAUUCUUUCCUUGAUAAAUGUGAGAGACAGCAGUGCUGGGGGGGGGGCAGUGGGCAGUGGGGGGUUGUGAAUAAUAGUAAUGGUAGGAGGGGUUUGUUCCAGUCUGGACUGGUCCAGUCUAGUUCUUCUCUUCCUGUCACCCUGUGAACAAUGCUGCUGCCGCUGUGGCUGAUGCUUGUGCCACUGCAGCCCCCUCCCCAUGUGUUUGGGGCUGUGGCGAGUGCAGGGAGCUGCUCCAUUCUCUCCCCCCUCUGCCUGGGGUGGGCUGAGCACGCCGGCCUCCCUCCCUCUCACUGCCAGAGGAUAGCAGGCAGCCACCAGCUCCCAGGACGUAAAACCCAUGAAAAAGAGGGAUUUCCACAAGAAUUUGCAUGGAGUGGCAUUGUCUGGUGCUAAACAGCCAUGCAAGAUUUUCUCCUGCUUUACUGGAGGCAAGAGGAAGGCUCACUGCAUCCUCUGGUGCUGCAGCUGCAUGGAGGCGUUCUGCUUAUGCAUCCGGGGCAAAAUCUCUGAUCAAGUUUACAACUAUCCAGAAGGCUUAGGAGAAGUGCUUUAUAGAGAACAGUUCGACUUCAACGCUGAGCCACCUUGGGAACCUAGCUGAUGAUAGUAGGGUUCCAUCUCCUAACUUGUCCAUUUUGUUGCAUAAUUUAAGGACCCGGAUAUAAGGCUUGGAAGCCCAUCCCUUGUGUUUCUUGGUUUAUGACUGUCGGCUUUGCGGAAUACGGCUGAGAUGAAAGGAUUUCUCGAGGAUGCAAAUUACUCCAUUGGCCUGUUGGAUGAAGGAGCAACACUUGCAGAUGUUAUUGACAACUGUAUUUAUGAACAUACUCAUACUGGAAAAAGAGCAUUUUAUGUUGGUGAUCUUGGAAAACUUGUAAAGAAAAACAUACAAUGGCAGAAUGUGAUGGCACCAAUAAAACCAUUUUAUACUGUAAGAUGCAAUUCUACUCCAGGUGUCCUUGAAAUCCUGGGAACCCUUGGGAUUGGAUUUGCAUGUUCCAGUAAAUCUGAAAUGGCAUUGGUGCAAGGCCUGGGCAUUUCUCCUGAAAACAUUAUAUAUACAAAUCCUUGCAAGCAAGCUUCUCAGAUAAAGUAUGCAGCAAAAGCUGGAAUAAACAUCAUGACUUGUGACAGUGACAUUGAGCUGAAGAAAAUUGCACGUAACCAUCCAAAUGCUAAGCUCUUACUGCACAUUGCCACAGAAGACAUUACUGCUGAUGAGGAGAUGAAUAUGAAGUUUGGCACCACUCUGAAGAACUGUAGGCACCUCAUGGAAUGUGCUAAGGAGUUUGGAGUCCAAAUAGUUGGUGUUAAAUUUCAUGUUUCAGGCUCUUGCAAGGAACUGCAAACGUACAUUCAUGCUAUAUCUGAUGCUCGGUGUGUGUUUGACAUGGCUGAAGAAUUUGGCUUUAAGAUGAACAUGCUGGAUAUCGGUGGGGGCUUCACAGGUUCAGAGCUUCAGCUGGAAGAGGUGAAUCAUGUCAUCAGGCCUUUGCUGGAUGUCUACUUCCCCAAGGAAUCUGGUAUCCAAGUGAUUGCAGAGCCUGGAUGUUACUAUGUUUCGUCUGCUUUUACACUGGCAGUUAACGUAAUUGCAAAGAAAGCUGUUGAUUGUGACAAACUUCUUCCUUCUGGAGUGGAGCAAGCUAGGAAUGAUGAUGAACCAGUAUUUACAUACUACAUCAACGAUGGUGUUUAUGGUUCUUUUGCAAGUAAAUUGUCUGAGAAACUGUAUACUAAUCCAGAGGUUCACAAGAAAUACAAGGAAGAUGAGCCUCUGUUCGCAAGCAGCCUUUGGGGUCCAUCCUGUGAUGAGCUUGAUCAAAUUGUGGAAAACUGUCUUCUUCCUGAGCUGAGUGUUGGAGAUUGGCUGAUCUUUGAUAAUAUGGGUUCUGGUACCUUAGGUGAACAGUCCACCUUCAAUGACUAUCAGAGGCCGCUCAUUUACUACAUGAUGUCCUUCAGUGACUGGGAUGAGAUGCAAGAUGCUGGAAUUGCUUCAGACACAUUGAUGAAGAAUUUCUUCUUUGUGCCUUCUUGCAUUCAGCUGAGCCCAGAAGACCGCUUUUCCACUGCAGCUUAAACAGGCAUUAACGCUUCAUUUAGACCUGCAGUUGCAAGUCUGUAGUUUGUCUGGUCAACAUUCCAGUGUGGAAGAAAUGGAACAAUCUUGAAUUCAAUUCAUUCUCUUCAAAACUUGAAAAAAAUAGUACUAGCUAAUGGGGACCAGGCAAAACAAGCUACAGCUACAAUUCACCGGGGGGAGGGAGGGUUAGAUAAUGGCAUCCAAAUUUAAACUUACGUUUAUUCAACCCCUGAGCGUUUAAAUAUGCAACAAAAUGGAUGACUUAGUGGAGAUGGAAACCCAUCACUUGGGUUCUUCAACAGUUUACAUACAAGUACACAGUUUUUAUACUAAGGAUUCCUGUUAGAAAAGUCUUGUAAAGUUAUUGUCUUUCGCCCAGAUAUAUCAAAUGUCAGUGGGAGACCAGUGUGACUUCAUUAGAUGUUUAGUGUAUUUAGAAUGUGUAAAUUUGUGCUUUGAACUGUAGUUUAAUAAAUGUAAAAUUGCAUCAUA
Gallus gallus (chicken) is the source of this 4171-nucleotide messenger RNA. It is a transcript of the gene AZIN1, whose product is annotated as antizyme inhibitor 1. Bases 2324 to 3676 code for a protein of 450 amino acids. The transcript has 12 exons. Gene Ontology annotation, molecular function: ornithine decarboxylase activator activity; ornithine decarboxylase activity. Lineage: Eukaryota; Metazoa; Chordata; Aves; Galliformes; Phasianidae. The record is from RefSeq and is a predicted model, not a curated record. Gene Ontology annotation, biological process: negative regulation of protein catabolic process; positive regulation of polyamine transmembrane transport. Gene Ontology annotation, cellular component: cytoplasm.